Hirundo rustica (Barn swallow) is the source of this 1761-nucleotide messenger RNA. RefSeq names its product transmembrane protein 52B (gene TMEM52B). Lineage: Eukaryota; Metazoa; Chordata; Aves; Passeriformes; Hirundinidae. The coding region runs from base 377 to 916 and encodes 179 amino acids. The record is from RefSeq and is a predicted model, not a curated record. The transcript has 5 exons.
CCUGCAGAGAUCUCAUGAUACCCUUCACUGGACUAGUUAAACAUCUAAAGUAAGAACCUGUAGCCACUGCUCUUCUCCUGAUCUAACUGGAAGGCUUUUAAAAUCCCUCCAAAAGAGGAAGAGAACCAGGUCAAGAGAACAACAAAAAGAGACAGGCAGAAACAAUCAGGAAUUGCCAGUGACAAAAAGGAAAAAGAGGGAAAGCGUAAACUUGAAGGGCAGAAAGAGGUAGAGUAGGAGGAAGAGAUUGGAUUCACACAGCACAGAAGCCGUUCCUUCUCCUGGCCACUGGACUGGUGAGGUUGAACUGAAAGUAGAAAGAAGAAGAGUCUCAGCACCUUGAGACACCAAGAGGCCACAGGACCACCUUACAGGGAUGCAUAACUCAGACAUGAUCUGCUUUGUUGUAGCGAGUUUCUUAUGGUUCCCCCAAGUGAGAGGUGAGGAAGGCUGCCUCAACACUGAACUCUGUUCAGGUACAGCAUGGGACCGUCUGUGGUAUAUCUGGCUGGUGCUGGUGAUCGGGGGGCUCCUGCUCCUGUGUGGCCUGGUCUCCGUCUGCGUGAGGUGCUGCUUCCAGUGCCAUCAGAGAGGGGACGAGUCGGGCCCCCAGCCCUACGAGGUCACCGUCAUUGCGUUUGACCAUGACAGCACCCUCCAGAGCACCAUCACCUCUCUCCACUCGGUGUUUGGGCCUGCUGCCAGGAGAAUAUUAGCAGUGGCACACUCCCAAAACGCUGCCCAGGGAACACCUCCCCUCUCCGCCUCGGACACCCCUCCAGUGUACGAAGAAGCUCUGCACAUGAGCAGGUUCACAGUCGCCAAGGCGGGACAGAAGGUGCCAGACCUGGAUCCGGUGCCCGAGGAAAAGCCGCAGCCGCCGGCCGAGGGCAAAGAUGCCCAUCCAGGACACUGAUGUCUGGUUUUACUUGAUAGCAAAUAAGACAGGAUAGUUACGUGCAGAGACCAAUUCAGGAGGGCAGAGUUUUAAGAAUUUCAUAUAAACUUCCUUAGUCAAUUGAGAAAGGGGGAGAAAAAGCAACUAAAAUUCCAAAUAUUUUCAGAUCUAGCAUAGUCUAAUGGCUCUUUUUGACACCUCCUUCAGAUAAUUUGCAUUCUCCAAGCCCAUUCAUUACAUGCACACAACACUAAAAUCACACUUUGCACAAAUAAGCAGGCAGCAGGAUCAAGGUGCUGAGUCAUUUUGUAGGCUAGUGAUCUGCAGGGUGGCUAUGCAUGCUGUCUCAUUCCUCUUGCCUUUAGCCUAAGUUCCCUCAAGAUGGCAGAGAGGUCUUCAAAACAGAAAAAAAAAACCAAAACCAAAACAUUUGCAAGGGUCUGUUACGACCCCAUAUUAACACCAAACUUCUGGAAAUUGCCAACCAUUUAUAGUAAAUUAAAUAAAAAUAAUGGAAACAAUCUGCAUGUAAAUGAAAGACGGCAUACAUACAAACAGUAUGUACAGAGUGUGCCCUUAAUGCCCUGCAGGAUACGUGGAAUGAACAGUCUCGUUCUGAAUGGGAUAGACAGCAAUUCUGAAAUGACAGUCACAAACUCUUAUAUAUGAAUUCAAAAAUAUUAUAUAUGUACCAACAGAUCAAACAAGGGGAGGAGCAAGAACACUACAUCUGAAAUAAAGCUCAAUCACAUUUUCAAUGCAUUCAUAUGGUAUCAUUUAUUAAUUCCUAAUGUUGCUGUCAAAACCAGAUACAUUGAAGUAAAACCACUUAGAACAUGCAAGCCAUUUUUCAGAUUGGAUAA